CACGAGCGGGCGCGCGUCUGCGCGCUAGCCUACCGUGAUCUCGACCUCCUCUCAGUCUCAUCCUCACGGGAGCACCGUGCGCGAUGGUCACCGCUGGCCCGUCGACGCCUCAGCGACGAGGUGUCUGGGAGCCUCUUCCGCUCAUUAUAUAUGGCUAUGCAGUGCAUCCGUUGUCGCCAAACCGUCGCGAUACCAAGCUCUCGAGCAGGACCCGGGCAUCCACAUUCACCAGCACAACAGACGCCUCCGGGGACGAACACCUUGUUCACAGAGAUGUCGUCUCGCUGGAGGUCGGGGACAAUGUUUACGCGUUUGAAAAAUAUACGCCAAGGGACAAGGAGAUGGAAGGUGUAUGGUACCGAGGAUACGUUGUGUGCACAUCGCGUCGUCCGCAAGUAGACUGGACGCUGGUGUCCGACCCAUCGUGCUCCGCCCAGAAGGCGGCUGCGAAGGCAGAUGAAUCGCAGCAGGUCUUUAUAGGCGUCUUCCCCGCAUCGCACAUCUUCAUUCGCGACGAGCUCUCGGACGCGGAGGGGCGGUUGUCGGAGCUAGCGACUACACUCCGUGUACAGACAAACGGGCACCAGUCUGACACGUACCCGCAUGCCAACUGGAUCCGGGAGACAAGGGAGAAGGCCAUGACGGCCAUGACAGGCUACCAGACGCCUCGAGAGGACGACGCGCUCUCGCUCAAGGAUGGCAUUUCACGCAAGUCGUUCAAGCUGGUGCCGCCGCCUGAUCAAGCCAACUCUGCGCGUGCACGAUUGCCCGUCUAUCCACCGAGCCUGCGAUCGGCAUCCCCCACCCCGACCGAGUCUCAGGUUAUGAAACCUCUCCCACCACGGCCUUCACUCAAGUCGGGAGACGACACAGCAUCCGGAGCGGACCAGCCUAUCAUCGACGAGAUUGCAUCCGCCCUCCGAGAGUGGUACACACUCAUGUUCCAAUACCUUGCGCGGCGGGACUACAAACUUUUCAUGGUCGUCCGUGAACAUAUCGAGGCGCUUCAUCUCGGGCGCCGACAACUCCUUGCACAGACACUCAGCUCUGAAGAAACCGUCAGCCUGCGGCGAGAGUGCGUUGCGCGACUGGUAGUGGGGAACCUCGUGCAGGGUCUAGACGUCAUUGUACGGCAUCCGACAGGGGGUGGACUGGCGACCGUAGAUGUGGAGGGCGAGAUUGACCCGCGCAGCUGGAUGAGCGCGUUAAGAAUGUAUGCGAUGCAGGUCUCACUCGCGUAUAUGGACGUUUCGCCCUCCACACACCCGUACAAGUCUCCGCACAUGGGCAGGUCACUAGACUACUCCGCGUCGGCCUCUACCCAGGCGCAUUCAGUGUUUCCGGACCAAAUUCGAAGGCAACACCCGCGCAUUGUUGGCGCACUUGGUUCAUCCUUCUCUCCCCCGCCAGUCAAGGCGAGGUUCUACCACGUCUUCCUUGACUUGCGUGCGUUCGUCGCAUCGCUGUGUGCUCCGGGCGAGACAGUCGAGCUAUUCUUCAAUCUUUACAACAAGCACGAAGCACGCUUCGUUUCCGAGGAGUUUUGCGCGGUGUUGAAUCACAACGGUGUCCUGGCGCGGGAUCCUGCCGCCCGUAUCCGCACGCUAUUCACAGACCUGGUCCAGGCUGAUGCGCAGGACCCCAUCUAUCUCGUAUGCAAGAUCGUCCGCAAUGGCUCGUUGAGGAUGGGGAGCAGCAUGGGAGCGAUCCGCGAAGGUGGUCGAAGGCCAUCGGAGACAUCGUUGCGGGAUAGCGUCGUGCCCAAUGGCUUUGGAGAUUCAGGCAGUUCACUGAACGAGCUGCCGACACACUUCAGGCGACCGUUCGGAUGCGCCGUUCUUGAGCUCACGCAGCUGAACGUGAUGGCAGCGGAGCAGAACGGGGUUUCCGCUACUAGGGAGCACACCAUGCCUAUAUACGUCCCAAAAAACGAAGCCACCUUCUCCAUGCUUCACCAGGACGUUUUAGAUGGGAAGAGUAAAGAGUACGAAAAAUCGCCGAGAGCGGAGAUGAUGGUGGUGUCGAUCAAAGUCUUCUAUGGCGACGCCCAAACAAUCGUACGGGAGAACACCUCGCUGUUGCAGGACAUCCCCCUGAGCUUGCGCCUCGGCUUCCCCGACGUGGUAUUCCCUGGAGACGUGAGGAACGAACUUUAUGUCAAACUCUGGAGCGGAGAUUUCUCGUCGCAGACGCUGAACCCUCGCCGCAGCAUCACCAACUUUGCUCGAGGGCAGGUCAAUCCUGUCAGCGGAAACGUUCAAGUCACAAUCGAAGUGAGGAACCAGCACGGCCGGACUUUUGAUAGGGUCAUCUCACAAUGCAGUGGCGAGCCCGAAACGACGCAGUUCAAUUCGAUGGUCUUUUUGCGUACCAGCCAACCGACGUUCGGCGAGCUGGUCAAGGUGAAGCUACCUUUCGAGGGCGCGCAGCAGUGGCACCUUUUCUUCACUUUCCGACAUAGGAGCUCCCGGGACCGUCCCAUAGGAAGAGGAUCCGACGCGCCCGAGCGUCCAUUUGCAUUCGCAUUCCUGCCACUCUUUCCCGAUGGUCGCGCGUUCUUGGAAGAUGGUGCGCACACGCUGGUGCUCUACAGUGCCGACAGGUUGAACCAGGUCAGCGCGGAAAUGUACUUGGCCGCAACUCCAUGGUUGCCCAGUGGCCAGCGGUCAGAGCAAGUCCUCGUACCGGUCGAGAUGCAGAAGAUCGCUCCGCAUCUCAAAGACAGCCUCAUCAUCCGCUCGUCCCUCUGCUCGACGAAGUUCACCCAGAACUCGGUUUUGCUCAGUCUCCUGAACUGGGAGCAAUUGCCAGAUAAGGAGACGUUGUGCACCGUGUUGAGCAAGUUCACGUUCGUCAGUGAAGUCGAGAUCGUCAAGUUCCUUCGGGACAUCUUCGACUCGCUCUUCGCGAUUCUGUCGUCGGUAUAUAACCAAACCGGCGACAUGGACCAUCUCGUUUUCAAUGCUCUGGUGACGGUCUUGGGCAUCAUUCAGGACCGCCGGUUCAGCAACUUCCAACCUGUGCUGGACGUCUACAUCGAGAAGCAUUUCUGCUCGAUCACCGCUUCAUCGCAUAUUGUCCACUCCUUGAAUCGCCUUCUUCAAAACCCGACUGCGAGCGAGACAGCAUCGAGCUUGCGUUCUGCGCUCAAAGUAUGGCACUACAUCUUCAAGUUCAUCGUCCGCUCGAGAGAACUCCAGAAGGCGAAGGUGUUUGAUCUCGAUGGCGGAGGUACAGCCGAACACCUUGAGGCCACAUUCACGCGAGAAGUGCGAUCUCAUCUCUCGGAAGUGAAUCGCAUGAUGUCCACUACGACACCGGCCUCGAUCAUCGGUACCCAAACCAUCGCAUUGCAACAUUUCUCCUCAAUUCUACCGGAGCUGAGCAAGGUCUACAACAUAGUGGAGCUCGUGACCAUAGUGACGCAGUUCGCGAAUGCAGUCGUCUCGAACAAGGGCAAGAUCGUCAUCUGGAAGUUGAUCAUGUACCUCCAGGUCGUGAAGAGCUUCUUAUUCGACAACCCUCAAUCUCGCGCUCUGCUUGUGGAGAACGUUGUUUUCUGGCUGAAGCCUCACUUUGGUCGCUAUGACGAGUAUGUCCAGACACAGCCAGGUGAUUCAGAGAACACCCGCGAGCAAGCCCGUGUUCAGUGGCUGGAAUGUAUCAGGUUGUCCGUGACAGUUGUCGCUGUCAUGCUCGACAAGUGCCUCCAGCAACUCGUCAAUCCGGCGGUUGUCGCUGAUCGUAACCUGCUUAAGCAAGAGCAAGACAACAUCGAGUACUAUUUGCUCACGUUGAUUCCCAGAUUGCUGGACUCGUAUAUCGAGUAUCAGAACCCGUUGUCUCAAAGGGCACUAGAGCGCAGUCGAUCGACCGUGCCGACGUCGUCCAUGUAUCCAGUCACAUUUCCUGAAGCAUAUCCAUUCGCGAUGCUCGCUCAGCUUCCGAAGGGUCCUACUGCAGUAUCCGGGUCGUUCGACAAUCGUCCGGAUUUCAUCCCUGGCCUUGGUGAAGCGGCGAUCGUCCUCUUGGUUCUGGUCCUUAGUGCACCUAUAAAGCAUCUUCUCGGUUUCCUUGAGUCUAUGCUUGAAAUCGAAGGACCCGACAAUUUUGCUGCGUUCCUCUCGAAGUGCUUCAAGGUUGCAGUAUCUAUCAUCAACAACGAUGCGUUCCCCAAGAAUUGGCUGAACAUCAACGUUCUAUCCCACAAGGUGCUAAUCAAGCUCAUGGACCCGAUUGCAACCCUGCUGGAACGCGAAUUCGUUCCGCAUCGCCAGCCAGGUCGCGAGUUCAAUCCGACGUUGUGGAGAGAUGCUUUCCAUGUGUUGCUAAAGAUACUUUCCUCGGAACACUUGGUGAUAGAGGAGUUCAUCCCGCAGAAACGCCGGGCAGUCUGGCGCCUUGCAGGAGACAUCCGUGGUGAAGGCGCAGCGUUGCUUCUCCGAUUGUGGGAGGCUCUCGGAUGGUCUGAGGACGAGAUGGCGAGUGACGUGACGGACAAACCUUUCGUGAACUAUCAGGCUGCCUUGAGUCCUCUCGUGGGCCAAGUCGUCAACCUCUGUCUGAGCCAUCAUGAUAUGCUCCGCAACAACGCAGUCCAUAUACUCUACUGCAUGAUCAUCUCUGAAUACUACGUCUCUGGAAACUUCGAUCAUAUCGAGCACGAGCUGGUCAGCAAGUUGGAUACCCUCUUCAUGUCGGACAGCAAGGGCGAUGACAUUUCGCGGGCGUUCUUCAUCUCCUAUAUCAGAAACCUCUUCGAUAGCUCAGACGUUGAUGAACAAUUACGCGCCCGCGUCACUAGCUUCCUCAGCGAGGUGGACAUGUUCCUCGAGUUGUUACUGAGUGUCCGGGCACUACCGGAGGGUGAGGAGUUCGCCGACGACCGAGUGAUUGCGACGCUACGCCUCAUGAACUUUAUCCGACGGAUCGGACGGGACGAGAUCUACAUCAAAUACGUUCACCAGCUUGUCAAUAUGCAUCUUCAAGCCCAGAACUACGUGGAGGCUGCCCUGACCCUAAAAUUGCACGCCGACCUACAUGACUGGGAUCUGAACUCCUUCGCGCCUCCCAUGGAAGAACUUGGUUUACCCCAGCAAUCACACUUCCAUCGGAAGGAGACGCUCUGUUUGCUCAUUUUGGACUAUCUCGGCAAAGGCAAGGCUUGGGAGAGUGCAAUAGAGAUCUGUCAGGAGCUUGCGAUACAGCAUGCCGAAGUGACGUUCAAUUACGCCCGCCUGGCCGAGAUCUUGCGGCACAAGGCAGCCCUCUUAGAGCACAUUAUCACGGACCAGCGAUACUACUCAGAUUACUUCAGAGUCGCUUUCUAUGGCCACUUCCCUGCUGCUAUUCGCAACAAGCAAUUCGUCUACCGUGGGUACGAGUGGGAGAAGUUCGGGGCGUUCUGUGAACGUAUGCUGAACAAGCAUCCCGGUGUGCAACUCCUCAAAAUGAUCGGUGAUCCUCCUGUCGACAUUCGGUUUGGGACUCAACAAUACAUCCAAUGCACGGCUGUCCAGCCUGAGCCCGAUCGUGAAGCUCCUAUAUUCACCAAUUCUGAUGUUUCGCCGCAAAUUCGGGCAUACUAUGAGCAUAGUGCGAUCAGGGUGUUCAGCUACGACCGCCCAGUAACCAAGACCGCGACAGAUGGCGCUGAAGAGGUCUGGACGGAAAAGACGUUUUUGACCACAGAAGAAAUGUUCCCUACUGUGCUUCGUCGUUCUGAGGUCGUUGGCGCGCAGGUGGUGGAGAUUUCGCCUGUACAGACAGCAUUGCAAGAAGUGGAAGAAAGUACUCGCGAGCUCGCAGGAUUGAAUCUUAGGUUUUCUGCUCUGGCGAAGACCUCUCAAUCGGUCCCAACCAACGUGCUCGCCAUGGCUCUCAACACGGCUGUCGAUGCACCCCUCACGAGCGGGAUCGGUGCAUAUCGACAAGCGUAUCUCACCGGGGAGUACGUUGAUCGUUACCCUGAACGAGCUGAGGAGGUGCAGAAGCUGCGCGAUGCGAUUGAUGAGCAGGUUCGCAUGGUUGACAGUUGCCUUCGACUGCAUGGCCAGCUGUGCGCGCCCGAGAUGGUCUCAUUCCACAGUACUCUCGAGAAGUUCUUCCACAAGAACUUCGGGGAAGAGAUUCAGCGGCUGGGACUCGACCUGAAUGCUCCACCACGCCCCUCGUUGCUGGCCUCCCCGCGCAGUGGCGCACGCCCACUACCGAACCCUCAGGAUCAGUUACGGCCGCAGCUGGGCUUGAUGCCGGUGCAAGUAGGCCCUGCGUACAAUUCUCCAGCACUCUCUCCCUUGUCUUCGCGCUCGGUCAACGACAGCGGCUCUGUAGAACUCCCACAGAACAAGCAGACCCCUCUCCAAAGGCACCUCGCGCACCUGGCUCGGCAUGGAUUCAAUGGCGUUUCUUCUGGCCCUGGAGAUGCCGGAGGCGACAACUUGUCGGAAGAGAGUCCUCGCGACUCCUUCAUAGCCACUGGUGGCAUCCCUAUUACCGGCCUCUCCGGGGCAGCGUCCGUCUCGGCUUCCACGAUGGGCGGCAGCAUGGGAUCGAUCCGCGGUCGACUGUCGAAGUUCUCCAGCCUCAACUUCGCGCGGAGGGACAUGUGAUACCAAACUAUUAUUAUUGUAAUGGGUUUGCGGUACUCGUGCGAUUUUUCAUAAUUUUUCCUGUCAUUUAUACCGUUGUCUCCGAGCUGCUUGAUUUUCGUUCCGAGUGUACGGUAAUCGUAGUCAAUGUUUCGUGUAAUAAUGUAUGGAAGGGUUGUCCAUGUAAGUUGCUCAGCCAGUGAAACUCGUACCACAGAGUUCCCGCAUUUCGCCACGGAUGUGGGAUCUGCCUUGAUCAUGGCUUGCGAACAGAUUAUACACAAGAAAUUUGCAUCCAGUGGACAUUGUGAACGAUGGAAGCCGAUCAUCCCGUGCCUGUUAGCUGUGGCGUACGAGUGGUGUACGUG
Messenger RNA from Fomitopsis serialis, 6958 nucleotides. Its product is annotated as cytoplasmic protein. Gene Ontology annotation, molecular function: guanyl-nucleotide exchange factor activity; small GTPase binding. The transcript is spliced from 13 exons. Gene Ontology annotation, biological process: small GTPase-mediated signal transduction. Lineage: Eukaryota; Fungi; Basidiomycota; Agaricomycetes; Polyporales; Fomitopsidaceae. The record is from RefSeq and is a predicted model, not a curated record. Gene Ontology annotation, cellular component: plasma membrane; cytoplasm. The coding region runs from base 84 to 6611 and encodes 2175 amino acids.